This is a messenger RNA of Dendrobium catenatum, 1912 nucleotides long. RefSeq lists its product as uncharacterized. The record is from RefSeq and is a predicted model, not a curated record. Gene Ontology annotation, molecular function: protein binding. The transcript has 4 exons. Bases 218 to 1912 code for a protein of 564 amino acids. Lineage: Eukaryota; Viridiplantae; Streptophyta; Magnoliopsida; Asparagales; Orchidaceae.
UCAUCAUCUCCAGCUUCCCUUUUUCACCUUCUAUUUACCUCCUUUCUACUCUUACCCGAGAAAUCUCAGCCCAUCUUGCGACAACUCUUUAAUGCCAGGAGAUUGGCCUCUUUUUACUGCCGAAUCUUGCGGCUCCGCUUUGCCUUUCCCUUGAAUCUUCCUCCGGAGGCUUGAAGUUCGUAGGACUGAAUUGAUAAAUUGAGAAGAUUCCUAGAUCAUGGAAAUUGCCCCAGCUGACUGCCCCUUUCCAGGCUGUUUAUUCUGUGUUAUGAAAGAAGACAAUCCGACAAAACGAAGGGCAGGCAUUAUCAAAUUCUUCAAAGAUCUUCCCCUACAAGAUGAGGAUGGGCAAGUUCUACCUAUCAGUGGGCUUUGGAACACUGCCAUGGCACAUCCAAAUGAUCCUGAGUUCAUUGAGCUGGGAAUAUUUGAAUGCAUGGCUGCAUUGAUUUGGAAGGGUUUGAAGAAUCGGCGCUGGCUUUCUCGUGACCAGAACAUAUACAUACCUUACUAUGCUGCUCAUAUUAUUGGAUCUUACACAAUGAACUUGGAAGAGUUUGCUGUUAGUGCUGUGAAUGCUUUAGUUAUUCCUCCCUUAGUUGAACUCUUGAGAGGAAGGCUAACAUGGGUGGAACAAAGAGUAGCAGUUAGAGCUCUGGGGCACUUGGCUACCUAUGCCAGUACUUUUCCGGCUGUUUCAAACCAUGAGGAGGUUCUUGAGCUUGCCAUACAGCUUGCUUUGAGCUCUUUGGAGAUUGUUUACUCUCAUUUUUACAAGUCAGUGGACAGGAGGCCGCGAUAUCACUGCGAUCUUCUAACCCGUGGCAUGGGGGGUACUGAGAUGGAAUCAAGGAAGGCAGAGGAAUGGGCGAGCCAGUUGCAAUGCUGGUCACUUCAGCUAAUUAACUGCUUUGCAUUUAAGCCUGAGUUUCUCCCAGACAUUUGCAAGCCAGAAUUUGUAAUGAAACUACCAGGGAUGUGGGGUGGACUUGUGAAUGAGAAUUCACCUGCAGGUAUUGGAUUGUUGAGAACUAUCUGUCAUCAUAAGCUUGGUAGAGGAACUGUUGCGAACUGUCCUGGCAUUUUGGAGGCACUACGCAACAUUGCUCGCUCUUCAGAUGAUUGGCAAUAUAUGGCAAUUGAAUGUCUCAUUUGGUUACUUAAGGAUCCAUCAACUUGUCAUAAGGUGAUAGAUAUAGCAGCACCAGCUCUUAUAGAUCUUGCUGAAAUUUCCAAGCUUGGUGAUCACCUAAGGCUUGGCGACUCCAUUGUUGAACUCCUUCAAGAAAGUUUGCAGACCUGUCAUUCCAUAAGCAACCAUGUAAAAGAACAAAUCCAAGAGCUUGUGAUCUCCAGGCAGAGAUUAAAAUGGGAGAAGAACAUGUCCAAGGAGGAUCUUCACAUAAAACAGGCAGCUGCACUUGUUGUCAAGCUGGAAGGGAAUUCUCUAUUUUCUUCAGGAAAGAUUGCUGAAGCUGCCUCUAAGUACUCAGAAGCGUUGGCCUUGUGCCCAAUGAGAUCCAAAAAGGAGAGAGUUGUACUCUAUAGCAACCGCGCACAAUGCCAUCUUCUCCUACAGCAGCCCAUGGCAGCCAUUAGUGAUACUACACGAGCUUUAUGCCUCCACAAACCAUUUAAUGGCCACGCCAAAAGCUUGUGGAGAAGAGCUCAAGCACAUGAUAUGCUUGGUCUAGGCAAAGAGAGCUUGUUGGAUGCCAUUCUCUUCAUCAACGAGUGCUCCCAGUCCAAAGAUACUGAGCUAUCGCUGAGACAGAAUAGAGUUCCAGAUUAUGCCACCAAGUUAUUGAAGAAGCAAAUGAGAUUUACAUGGCUAUUUCGAGAAGCCGCCAUGAAACAUGGUGCUGUAUAUUCUGAGUAUUAUAAUGGCGAUGCACAAAAUUUUAGGCAAUGA